Molecule: messenger RNA, 2701 nt
Organism: Alosa sapidissima (American shad)
Lineage: Eukaryota; Metazoa; Chordata; Actinopteri; Clupeiformes; Clupeidae
Gene: c13h18orf54
Product: chromosome 13 C18orf54 homolog
Exons: 8
Coding region: 312-2054 (580 amino acids)
Source: RefSeq, a predicted model, not a curated record
GGGUGCUAACCUAGUAGCGUUAGCCCACUGGGAUAGUUGUGGGCAAAAUAGUUUGCAAGUUAGGAUUCAGUGAGACAGCAAUACAAUAACGUUACGCUUGUGUUAAAUCUCAUCCUUUGUAGAGUAGACACCACCGUCAACAGCCGGUUGGAGAUCGGUUUGAGGAAUCACAAUCUAGCUUCAUUGGCUAGCCAACUACCUUAGUGGAAUAAAAACCAACCUGUUGACUGUUUCCUGCUUGACAAUGCUAUUGAGUAACAAAACAUUUUCACUUGGAAACCAUAACCUGAAGUGAAUCAGUGAGUGACAGAAUGACUACUACUGAUGGUUUCCUGUCCCCUGAGUCUACUGUUACAUCCUUACUAGCUAGUUCUGGACACCUCAGGAGCACACUGCAUCCUGAAACCACACAAAACAUCUGGUAUAAAGACAAAACCUAUGAGUCUGCUUCAGAAGCUCUGGAUGCCUAUAUUGCUGACUUCCAGAGGAGCCAGUCGACUUCCGGGCAAUCUACAGGACAACUGAAGAUUCCAAAGACCCCAGUUACCUCUCAUCUACCCAAUUCUGGGUUCAGAAACAAAGAUGUACUGAAGGAAAGCCUGACUGACAGAGAGUUGAAUUUCCUCCGUUUGCCUGUUGGGGCUCGACGCCAAGGUCCAGAUCGCCUGAGCCUUAGCACAGACGACCUACUGGUGCUGCCUUGUGAUGGCUCUCUGCCGGUCACCCGCACCUCCGCUUUCCUCUCCCAGUCUGGGAUGCAGCUACCAGGGCACAGCUCCUGUUCUCUAACUCAGUUGAGGAUCCAGCCUACAACCACGGCAAGCCACAAGUCUCUUUCCAAACCCAAGCAUGGACGCAACCCUCUUAAACAAAGCUAUUGUCAUUGGUCCUUGGUCAGACCCAAGCUGAGCAGUACUACGAAUGCUGCUAAAAAGCAAUCAGGAGAAAGGUCACUCAGGGUAGAGGCAGCAAAGAGAUCUGGGAGUAUAGAAGGCCUUCUGCCAGGGAACAUGCAGCCAGGCAGUAAUCCUGUACACUUAAAUAAUAAACUAGAGGUUCCGGAAGGCACUCCUCUGGUCCACCAUUAUCCACGUUGGAUGACCAGUCAGAGGUCAGAGAUGGACUUCUCAGGAAUCACCAGCGUUCCUGAGCUUAAGUAUCCUGCGUGGCUUCAAGAGUGUGACCCUCCGGCAGAGCCCAGCAAUAGAACACAGCCCUAUCAUCCAUCUGUUCCUUCCUGGCUAGGAGAACUGGAGGAGUCAUAUCAAGAAAAAAACAAGAAGAAACAGAAAGACUUGCCUGGUCAUGAGAGCCUCAUGUUCUGCGCGGAGACAAUGCACAGAACCCAGACAACAUCCCUCUUGCAGAAUCAGGCCAAUCACUUAUCUGUGAGGGAGCUCAGGCUGCAGUUUGCUGAGCAACUAACCUUGGAAGAGGAGAAUCAGAGACAUGACAACAGCCAGCCAUUUAGAGAUGACAAGAUUGAGUCUUUGAUCCUGAGGGCAGAGAACGCUCUGAACUCCCCCUCAUUGGGGAUCAGCAACCAGUCGCAGAAGCAAAGCAGUCCAGGAGGCACAGAAGAAGUCUUGGAAGCAGAUCGUUCUUGGGAUAAUCCACCUGUUACAUUUAAAUCUCCUGUGCCAGUAGGGGUCAGUGACACUCCACAGAAGUCUGAAGAGGGCCAGGCUACCAUCAGAGAAGAGACCUUCUGCUCAAGCUCAUCCGGUUACAGCAGCAGGAAGCAUCCUGGUCCAGUGGAGGCCCUCAAACAGAUGCUUUUCAGCCUACAAGCAGUGGAGCAUAAGGUUGCCCAGGACAACCACCCUGUUGCAGAUGACGACGUGGGUGCUGAUAGACAGACCCUGCUUUUACAGGAGCACCCAGCCCUAACAGAAGAGGUUCCUAACUCAGUGGAGGAUUACGGAAUUGUACCUGGUGGCGAGUCACUACAAAGGGCACUGCAUCACCUGGGACGACUGAAAAACUUGGUAGACGACAUCAAGGAGAAGAAGGAGAAAGGACAGCAGGCAGCCAGAAACAGUCAUGUGACAUGACAGGUACACAUGUUUACCCUGGAACCCCUAGAAGUGCACUACACCUGUUUGACUGUAAUCACCUAUACAUCCUACUGUUGAAAGAAUCCUCACAAGGACAAUAACCCUGCUGUGCUGUUACCAAAUAUGAAAUGAAGCCAGUUUUCAAAAGGUCCUCAAUGCUCUGAAGAUUUACACUAUAGAAAUACAGAAACAACAGAUGUUUUGACAAUGGAAUCAACAACAUGUAAAUGUUCAGAAUUCUUUGGUAAUAAAUCCUGAAGGAAUUUUGACAUGAAGUAUAAAUAGUGCAUGGCAUUUACACUAAGCUGCUGUUAAUGAUUAUACAUCAAACAACACUUUCACAUUUAAGUCCUACCUUUGUAACAAUUAUGUGCUACAAUGUUACAUUCUGGAAAUGUUAUGUACCUGCUAAAGCAUUGCACAAAGAAUCCUGUCUUUUUGUUCAAUUGAUUCGUUUUUAGAGGCCUUUUCUGCUUUUAUUGGAUCAUUUUUUUUAAUUCAAAGCUGCCAUACAGCUCGGCUAAAACAGUAAAAUUUAUCUCCCAUUACAAGAGCAAUUCUAUUUAAUUUCAGCUACACUAAUUGAGGAUGUCUGAAUAAAGGAUGUCUGGAUUUGUGUCUGGAUAAAGUUGCACUGCUUCAAA